Juglans regia (Persian walnut) is the source of this 4026-nucleotide messenger RNA. RefSeq names its product kinesin-like protein KIN-4A. Gene Ontology annotation, molecular function: ATP binding; microtubule motor activity; microtubule binding. The coding region runs from base 238 to 3363 and encodes 1041 amino acids. The record is from RefSeq and is a predicted model, not a curated record. Gene Ontology annotation, biological process: microtubule-based movement; mitotic spindle organization. The transcript is spliced from 26 exons. Lineage: Eukaryota; Viridiplantae; Streptophyta; Magnoliopsida; Fagales; Juglandaceae.
AACUAUUUCUACUAAUUUCUCUCUCUAGCAUUUGUCUGUGAAAGAACUCUCUCAGCUUCUUCCUUCCUCCGUUGUUGGCUAGCUGCUGCUCUAUCGCUUUCUGGUAUUGGAAUUAUCAGACAAUGAGAACGGUUUUCCUUUGGGAUUGAAGAAGCUUUCUGUGAAUUUUUGUUCCUUUUUCUCAUUCUCUUCUCUCUCUCUAGAGAGCUAGCUGGCUGGCUGGCUGGCUGCUUCCUAAUGGAAGCUGGGGAAGAUAAAGAUUGUUGUGUGAAAGUAGCGGUUCACAUCCGACCGCUCAUCGGCGAUGAACGACUCCAAGGGUGUAAAGACUGUGUCACUGUCGUCCCCGGGAAGCCACAGGUACAGAUUGGUACACAUUCCUUUACCUUCGAUCAUGUCUAUGGGAGCACAGGUUCUCCCUCAUCUAACAUGUUUGAAGAUUGUGUUGCUUCACUUGUUGAUGGUUUGUUCCAAGGAUACAAUGCUACAGUUCUCGCUUAUGGUCAGACGGGUUCUGGUAAGACAUACACCAUGGGAACUGGCUUCAGAGAUGGUUUCCAAACAGGAAUAAUCCCUCAAGUUAUGAAUGUUCUGUUCAGCAAGAUUGAAACUCUAAAGCAUCAAACUGAAUUCCAAUUGCAUGUUUCCUUUAUUGAGAUUCUAAAAGAAGAAGUACGAGACCUGCUGGAUCCCACUUCUUUGAGCAAAUCAGAGACUGCAAAUGGCCAUUCAGGGAAAGUUCCUGUUACUGGGAAACCUCCUAUUCAAAUCCGUGAAACAUCAAAUGGUGUGAUUACACUGGCAGGUUCCACUGAAUUCAGUGUGAGUACACUAAAGGAAAUGGCCGCGUGCCUGGAACAAGGAUCAUUAAGCCGGGCAACUGGGAGUACAAACAUGAACAACCAGUCAAGUCGUUCUCAUGCCAUCUUCACCAUAACAUUAGAGCAAAUGCGCAAGUUCAAUCCAGCUAUUUGUAGUGAUAGCAGUCUUAAUGAGACUAUGAAUGAAGAAUAUCUAUGUGCCAAGUUGCAUUUGGUAGAUCUUGCUGGAUCAGAGCGAGCUAAAAGAACAGGUUCCGAUGGUCUGCGUUUUAAGGAAGGUGUUCACAUUAACAAGGGCCUUCUAGCACUGGGUAAUGUUAUCAGUGCACUUGGUGAUGAGAAAAAACGCAAAGAAGGCGUUCACGUUCCUUACAGGGACAGCAAACUUACUCGGCUUUUGCAGGAUUCACUUGGCGGCAACAGCAGAACUGUUAUGAUAGCCUGCAUUAGUCCUGCUGAUAUCAAUGCUGAAGAAACUCUUAACACUUUGAAGUAUGCAAAUCGUGCUCGCAACAUCCAAAAUAAGCCAGUUGUCAAUAGAGAUCCUAUGUCCAAUGAGAUGAUAAAAAUGCGUCAACAACUAGAGUAUUUGCAAGCUGAGCUUUGUGCCCGGAUGGGUGGAUCUUCUUCUGAUGAAGUACAGGUUCUUAAGGAAAGGAUUGCUUGGCUUGAAGCUGCCAAUGAGGAUCUUUGUCGGGAACUUCAUGAAUACCGCAGCAGAUGCCCUGUUGCUGAGCAAUAUGAAACAGAUGUUCAAGAUGGUAGUACCUGCCCUGUAAAAAAUGAUGGGCUUAAAAGGGGCUUGCACAGCAUGGAGUCAUCUGAUUAUCAAAUGGGCGAAACAAUCACAGCAGGUGAUUCAAGGGAAAUUGACGAAGAAGUAGCAAAGGAGUGGGAGCACACACUUCUGCAAAAUACUAUGGACAAAGAGUUAAAUGAAUUAAAUAAACGUUUAGAAGAGAAGGAGUCGGAGAUGAAGCUUUUUGGAGAGUUGGACACUGCAACACUAAAACAGCACUUUGGAAAGAAAAUCAUGGAACUUGAGGACGAGAAAAAAACAGUGCAGCAAGAGAGGGAUCGUUUGUUGGCUGAAGUUGAAAACCUUGCUGCCGGUUCUGAUGGACAAAAGCAGAGGUUGCAAGAUAUCCAUGCCCAGAAACUGAAGGCACUUGAGGCUCAGAUUUCAGAGCUUAAGAAGAAACAGGAGAGCCAGGUUCAACUUUUAAAGCAAAAACAAAAAAGUGAUGAAGCGGCAAAGCGAUUGCAAGACGAAAUUCAAUCUAUAAAGGCGCAAAAGGUUCAAUUGCAACAAAGGAUAAAACAAGAGGCAGAACAAUUUCGGCAGUGGAAGGCCACUCGAGAGAAGGAGCUGCUGCAGCUACGGAAGGAAGGGAGGAGAAAUGAGUAUGAACGGCAUAAGCUUCAAGCUUUAAACCAGCGCCAGAAAAUGGUUCUUCAAAGAAAGACAGAAGAGGCUGCAGUGGCCACCAAGAGGCUAAAAGAAUUACUUGAAGCUCGAAAGUCUUCUGCCCGUGACAGCUCAGUUAUUACCAAUGGAAAUGGGACAAAUGGGCAGAGCAAUGAGAAAGCUUUGCAACGUUGGCUUGAUCAUGAGCUAGAAGUCAUGGUGAAUGUGCAGGAAGUUCGUAAUGAAUAUGAGAAGCAAAGUCAAGUGAGAGCUGCACUGGCGGAAGAGUUGGCCAUGCUGAAGCAAGUGGACGACUACGCUUCCAAGGGCCUUAGUCCUCCAAGAGGAAAGAAUGGAUUUUCUAGAGCAUCCUCCAUGUCCCCAAAUGCAAGAAUGGCCAGAAUAUCUUCCCUUGAGAGCAUGCUGAGUAUUGCCUCCAAUUCACUUGUAGCUAUGGCCUCGCAACUUUCAGAGGCAGAAGAGCGGGAGCGUACCUUCAUUAACCGUGGACGUUGGAACCAGUUGCGCUCAAUGGGAGAUGCAAAGAAUUUGCUUCAGUAUAUGUUCAAUUCUCUUGCGGAUGCUAGGUGCCAACUAUGGGAGAAGGAUAUGGAAACCACGGAAAUGAAAGAGCAACUUAAAGAACUAGUAGGGAUAUUGCGGCAGAGCGAAGCACGAAGAAAGGAAGUUGAGAAGGAACUAAAAUUGAGAGAGCAAGCUGUUGCCAUAGCACUGGCUUCAUCUGCUACAGCUGACCUUGAACAGGUGAACUCCCAGAAUUCAUUGAAACACUUUGCUGAGGACAUGAGUGGUCCCUUGUCUCCAAUGUCUGUACCAGCACAAAAACAGCUGAAAUAUACACCAGGCAUUGCUAAUGGCUCGGUCAGAGAAUCAGCAGCAUUUAUAGACCCUACAAGAAAGAUGGUACCAAUUGGGCAGUUGUCAAUGAAAAAAUUGGCAGUUGUGGGACAGGCAGGGAAGCUCUGGAGGUGGAAGAGAAGCCAUCACCAGUGGCUCGUACAAUUUAAAUGGAAAUGGCAGAAGCCAUGGAGACUUUCGGAAUGGAUAAGGCACAGUGAUGAAACAAUUAUCAGGGCAAGGCCUCGUCCACAAGCUCUGCCAAAUAUGAUGUAAUCCUCUGAGGUCACCAGCGGUUGCCAAUAUUCAUCUUGACCUAUAACUAUGACCCAACACAUACCACUGGCAGAGAAUAAAAAUAAGUGCAGUGUGCUGUAAGUGGUUGUGGAGGAUGUCUGCUUGUAGCAGUCAUGGAUGAGUUGAUUUUGAAGAUGUUAGUUUGUAAUCUUGAAUUCUUUUGCGGUGGUUGCUGCAUUUGGAGCAUCUUGUAAAGCUGUGUUGAUGCUGCCAAUCAUACGAAGAUAAUCAAAAGAUGACACUGAAAGCUGAGAUAAUGCAUAUGGUGAAAGCAGUGGUGAAAUGAUAUAUCUCGCUCAAGGUGUCACCAAUGUUUUGGUAUAUUUUCUCUCCAUUAUCAUACUUAGAUGGAAGAAAUUCUUUAGACAAGUCAUAUAAUUGUGUAUAAAGGGUUGUCUUUUUCUCUAUUUUGUUCCUUUUUUUUCUCAUUUUAAUUGUAAUUUGACUGGCUAAUUUGUUGUAGUGCUUAACUUUCUACUGUGUGUAAGCACGAUAUGGAUAUUGUGGAAAGAAUUGAACUCCGAAGAAUUUCUGCUAUAUCACAACAAAAGAAAUUCUUCAAUAGUCUAUUUUUACGGUUCUUUUGUGUAUAAGCUAUAUUGAAAGCAAAGGGAAAAAAAAUAUCUUGGAAGUUGGAUGAAA